Messenger RNA from Toxotes jaculatrix (banded archerfish), 1732 nucleotides. RefSeq names its product reticulon 4 receptor-like 2b (gene rtn4rl2b). Gene Ontology annotation, molecular function: protein binding. Lineage: Eukaryota; Metazoa; Chordata; Actinopteri; Toxotidae. The record is from RefSeq and is a predicted model, not a curated record. Bases 93 to 1475 code for a protein of 460 amino acids. The transcript has 4 exons. Gene Ontology annotation, cellular component: plasma membrane.
ACUCGGUCACCAGAGCUGAACCUCAGCAGAGAUAGCAGCAAGCAGGCAUUUCCACGCCGCGCAGGCUAACUCGCUUUCGGCUUUGGUUCGAGAUGGAGACUCGUUGGACCAUGAGGAGCUCCAGCGCCCACAACUUUAAGAGUGGACUGUCCCUGUGGCUGAUUCUGUGGCUGGUAGUGGUGAAGCCAGGCGGGGUGGCCGCAUGCCCCAGACUGUGUGUGUGUUACCCCACGCCCAUGACGGUCAGCUGCCAGUCCCAGAACCUCACCAUAGUGCCGGCCGGUGUGCCCUAUGACUCACAACGAGUUUUCCUGCAGAACAACCGCAUCACAGAGCUUCGCGCAGACUCCUUUGGCUUCGAGACACAGGUGCUUUGGCUAUACGGCAACAACAUCACGUGGAUUGAGGCCGGGGCCUUCAGCAACCUCAGGGUGCUGGAGGAGCUGGAUCUGGGCGAUAACCCCUCACUGCGGCGCCUGGAAGGUGGAGCUUUCAGGGGGCUGGAGAAGCUGCAGAGCUUGCACAUGCACCGCUGCAAGCUGGCCGCUCUCCCCCAUGACCUCUUCCACAAGCUUUACAGCCUACAGUUUCUCUACCUGCAGGAGAAUCAACUCCACUUUCUGCAGGAUGACCUUUUCUCAGAUCUGGUGAACCUCACUCAUCUCUUCCUGCAUGGAAACCGCAUCCGCACCCUCACAGAGAAUGUGUUCAGAGGUCUGGUCAACCUGGACCGCCUCCUUCUCCAUGACAACCGCAUCAGGCAAGUCAACCGCCGUGCUUUCCGUGACCUGGGCCGCUUGACCAUCCUUUACCUGUUCAACAACUCCCUGGCUGAGCUGCCAGGCCAGACCAUGAAAGAUGUCCAGGGCAUCCAGUUCCUCCGCCUGAAUGGUAACCCCUGGUCCUGCGGCUGCGAGGCUCGCCCCCUCUGGGAGUGGUUCCGCAAGGCCCGCAUCUCCUCCUCUGAGCUCAUGUGCACCUCCCCAUCCCAACGCCGUGGCCAGGACCUCAGAUUCCUCCGGGAGCUGGACUUCGCCCUCUGCCCUCUCCCUGACCCUGGCUCUCUGGCUGGAACCACCACUACCACCUUCAGCACCAAGACCCGCUGGUGGUUCUCCAAGCACAAGCCUGCAUCUUCGUCCAAGGCCUUGUACCAGAAGAGCACAGAGACAGCGAAGGCCUUCCCUUUCUCCGCUGUCAAGCCUCAGUACAUCCCCAAAACCCCCGUCGAAACCUUCCCCUCCAAGUACGAACUGUCGGAGGAUGAGGUGGCACUCCCCAAACUGGACCCAGAAGAAUACUGGGCCAACUACGGCAACGAAGACUCCUCAAUCCGCUGCUUCGAGUUGGAGUGCCCCACAAGCUAUGACAACCCAGCCUUCCCCACAUCUUCCUUCUCACCCAUCACCCCAUCCUUCCUACACCUCUUUUGCCUCUCCAUAGUCACGUUCUCCCUUCAUUUCCUUUUUGGCUGAACUCUUUGCUCCUUUUCACCCUUUGCCUCCUCUGAUUUCUCCCCCUGCUCUUUCCAACUCUAACACAAAACCUGGAUCUUGAUUCCUUUCAGUUACCUCCUCCGGGUGCAGGGGGUGCUACACUGACACAGGAGACAGGCGAAGCAGCAGGGAGCUGUUUUAAAGAACAGAGAUCAGUUGAGCUGAUGUAGAGCAGGACAGGAUUUCAUUGUUGAAGUAGCUGCUGCUUACCAGCUCAGGCUUUUAAAAAAGCAGGG